This is a messenger RNA of Hemiscyllium ocellatum (epaulette shark), 1953 nucleotides long. Its product is annotated as sodium- and chloride-dependent neutral and basic amino acid transporter B(0+)-like. Bases 1 to 1953 code for a protein of 650 amino acids. The record is from RefSeq and is a predicted model, not a curated record. Gene Ontology annotation, biological process: sodium ion transmembrane transport. The transcript is spliced from 15 exons. Gene Ontology annotation, cellular component: membrane. Lineage: Eukaryota; Metazoa; Chordata; Chondrichthyes; Orectolobiformes; Hemiscylliidae. Gene Ontology annotation, molecular function: L-proline transmembrane transporter activity.
AUGGAUUUUAGUGUAACUGGAGCUGAGAGUCCCAGUGGAAGUCGAGCAGAGAGUCUCAAUAGAGUCUCAGUGACACUGGAACAAAGGGUCUCAGCUACCACCAAUGAACAUGUGGGUGAAAGUGACGAGAAUGUGGAGCGAGGUAACUGGUCCUCGAAGGCUGACUAUCUUCUCUCGAUAAUUGGUUAUGCUGUGGGUCUGGGCAAUGUCUGUCGAUUUCCUUUCCUGGCUUACAGAAAUGGAGGAGGUGCAUUUCUGAUUCCCUAUGUUCUCAUGCUGACACUCGCUGGGAUACCAAUGUUUUUCUUGGAAACUUCCUUUGGGCAGUUUGUCAGCCUCGGACCCAUUGCAGUGUGGAAAGCUGUGCCAAUAUUACAAGGUGUGGGGAUUACAAUGGUGCUUUCAUCAACAUUUGCCACCAUUUCUUACUCCUGCAUCACCGCCUACACUCUGUACUACCUGUUUGCUUCCUUCCAAUCACCCCUGCCGUGGGCAGACUGCUUCAGUUGGUGGGGAGCAGAUGAAACAUGCAGCAGGACUCCCAAAGACCCACUCUGCAAUCUCACUCUGAAUGAUGGAUAUUUUGAAAUCGUUAAUACAACAUGGCUGCAGGCAAGCAAUGAAACUUGUCCGAAUGGAUCUGAAAUCUCCAUUCCUCACCAGGGUCCAAGUGAGCAAUACUGGGAUAAAGCAGUUUUACGACGAACCAGCUCAAUAGAUGAGACUGGGGAGAUAGUCUGGUAUUUAGCUCUCUGUCUGCUUCUGGUCCGAUUGAUGGUGGGGGCAGCGUUAUCGAAGGGAAUCAAAUCAUCAGGGAAGGUGGUUUACUUAACUGCAACAUUCCCAUAUGUGGCUUUGACUAUACUCCUGAUCCGAGGGCUGACACUGGAAGGAGCCUCGAAAGGAAUUGAAUUCUACAUCGGAAGCCAGUCAGACUUCUCCAAACUGGCUGAUGCUCAGGUUUGGAAAGAUGCUGCAACACAAAUUUUCUUUUCUAUUGCUGUAUCAAUGGGAGGCUUAACAGCACUUUCAUCUUAUAACAAAUUCCACAACAACUGUUACGCAGAUACCUUCAUUGUCUGUGUUGCUAAUUGUGCUACGAGUGUGUAUGCUGGAUUUGUCAUUUUCUCUGUCCUUGGACACAUGGCUCAUGUACAAGACAAGCCCGUUUCAGAAGUUGCACAGUCAGGUAUUGGUUUGGCUUUUGUUGUCUACCCAGAGGCCCUUGCCCACUUACCAUGGGCACCUUUAUGGUCCAUUUUAUUUUUCUUCAUGCUGCUUACUCUGGGAUUGGGCAGUGAGUUUGCAAACCUCGAAACAGUUAUAACAGCCAUCCAGGAUCAGUUCCCCAAAUUUCUACGAUCAAGGCGCCUUCUUCUGACAGCUGCUGUUUCUAUGAUAUUUUAUUUCCUCAGCCUUCUACUUGUAACACAGGCUGGGAUUUACUGGAUAAAUUUAAUUGACCAUUACUGCAUUGGAUGGGUUCUCAUUGUAUCAGCCCUACUGGAACAGAUGGGUCUAAGCUGGAUCUAUGGGCUGAACAGAUUCAUCAAGGACAUUGAGAUGAUGAUUGGGGAAAGGACUUGGCUCUUCUGGCUGUGGUGGAGAGUCUUCUGGUUUUUUAUCACCCCGUGUUUGAUGGCGGUAAUCUUCUUCUGGUCCUUAGCAACAUUCACCCGGCAAACACACGGACAUGUCGAAUAUCCUGGCUGGGCAACAGCACUGGGAUGGUGUAUGAUAGUCUUCAGUAUUAUGUGGAUUCCCGUUGUAGCAGUAUGGAAAGUAGUUCAAGCUGAGGGCUCCACCUUGUGCCAGAAAAUAUCUGCUGCUUGCACAUCAGCUCCUGAUUGGGGUCCCUACUUGAAACAACACAGAGGGGAAAGAUACAGGAAGAAGCUGGAUACUACAGAAGCACCUAACCCUAUGAAACUUCUGGUUACUUCUCAGAUAUGA